Molecule: messenger RNA, 20872 nt
Organism: Pelobates cultripes (western spadefoot toad)
Lineage: Eukaryota; Metazoa; Chordata; Amphibia; Anura; Pelobatidae
Source: the annotation of a GenBank genome assembly
UGGGAGAGAUAGCACAGAGUGUGUGAAGUAGCAGAUGUGUGAGAGUCUCUAACGCAGGUAAGGAUAGUAUUAGACUAGUGACAGUUGCAGGAGAGGAAUCAGGCAGGAGCUAUUAACAGUUUAAUUGAUAAGCUUUUAUGAAGAAGUGGGUUUUUAAUGAUUUUUUUGAAGGAGCGGAGACUGGGUGAGCAUCUGACGGAGGAGGGAAGCGAGUUCCACAGGAACGGUGCAGCCCUCGAGAAAUCUUGAAUAUGCUUGCCAGCCUGGUAGCCAUGGCUAUCCAAUGCAAGACUGCUCGAGAAAUGCAUGUAAUUUGCUUGGAAUUAAAUGGAUGCAUUUAAUCUUUGUGUUGUGGAGACUUUUCUCUGGUGUCCCCACAACAGUGGGACAGGGAACCCCAAAUCAAGACUAACUAGUGGUACGUCAGUCAAUAACGUGAAAACACACAAGAUGACAUAAAAUGCUCGCUAUAAAAAAAUAAUUAUUGCAACAUUAUUUCACAUAAUGAAAUCCAUAAAUAAGAGGUAAAUACAAACAGCCAUAUACCAAGGAGCUUGUCCAUGCUCUAGUAAUUUCCUGCAUGGAUUAUUGUAACCCUCUCUUAAUUUGUCUUCCUAAAAACCGUACAGUCCAUAAUGAAUGCUGCAGCUAGACUGAUUUUCCUCUCCUGUUGCUCCUCUCACAUCCUCUCCCUUCUGUCAGUCCUUACAUUGGCUUCCUGUAUCCUAUAGGAGUCAAUUCAAGGUACGAACCCAUACCUAUAAAGCACUAACCAAUUCUAGCCCCUUUUAUAUCUCCUUACAGAUCCAUAGGUAUGCACCUUCUCGGUCUCUCCACUCUACCCGUGACCUUCUCCUGUCCGCUGCUCUCACCCAUACGGCCAACUCGUGCUUGCAGGACGUCUCGCGGGAGGCUCCCUUCCUAUGGACAAGCCUGCCUACCCCCAUCAGACUCUCCCCUAGUCUUUAAUUGUUUAAGAAAUGCCUUAAAAUCCACCUCUUUAGGAAAGCUUAUGGCCUCCCAGAGUAACCUCUACCUCACAUACCUGUCUCUUGCUCUCUCCUAAAGGGCAGCACUCUAUUCUCUCCUCCAGCUCUGCUUCACUCCCACCUUCUUUGAUUGCUAUUUCCUGUCCUAUUGUGUUUUACACCCCACCUUGUAUAGACUGUAAGUUCGUUUGAGCAGGGCCCUCUUCAACCUAUCGUUCCUGCAAGUUUCUUGUAAUUGUCCUAUUUAUAGUUAAAUGCCCCUCUCAUAAUAUUGUAAAGCGCUACGGAAUCUGUUGGCGCUAUAUAGAGUAUCUCACAAAAGUGAUUACACCCCUCACAUUUUUUUGUAAAUAUUUUAUUGUAUCUUUUCAUGUGACAACACUGAAGAAAUGACACUCUACUACAAUGUAAAGUAGUAAGUGUACAGCCAGUAUAACAGUGUAAAUUUGCUAUCUCCUCAAAAUAACUCAACACACCGCCAUUAAUGUCUAAACCGUUGGCAACAAAAGUGAGUACAUCCCUAAGUGGUAAUGUCCAAAUGUCCAUCUUCUUGGGCGGUCCUCUUCUGUUUGUGGUAGAGACGACGUCAAUGCUGUAUUCACGCACAUGCGCGAGAGUAAAGCAGUGAGGUCUAUGGAAGAUCUCAUAAUCAAUUCCCUGCAGCCAUCACUGGUGACGGCUGGGAGGGGGGGGUGAUUGAUACUUCUAGAGACGGCAGUAGCUCCGUCCAGUGUCUAGAAGUGUCAGGUAAAGAAAAAAAUACCGAUACAAAGUAGUCCCUAUUUUGUCUCAGUAAAUCUCUUGACUGGGUUGGAAUUUCAGUAAAAUUUUAACGCGGUCGAUAUGAGUAUUUCAUGAAGAAUUUAUCUUUAAGAAAUACUAAUUUUGGGACGGGUGGCAUGUGACAGUGGCCUGAAACGUGGCGCUAGCGUGGCGUGAGAGUGUCUAAUCGCGUGCUGGCGCUGUGCGUAACGCGAAGCCGCUCUGUCCGGUAACGCACACUGAUUGGGUCUAAACUGACAUGUCCGCUCUCAGUCACAAUUAUUUUGGCUUAAAAUUUGAAAUUCACUUCAAAUUCCUUAAAAAAUGUCCAUUUUGGAUGUUUUUGUUUUAUUUUUUUACAAAUUCAGCUGAUUUAGUCCAACAUUUCAUGUUCCCAGUUUGGUGAAUAAGCCCCAGCUGUGAUACAUUGUGUCACUGUAGAUUUUCUAACACUAAGCCCCGCCCCCUGGUUGCUAGGAGGUUGCCAGGAGCCUCAGACAAUGGAGUUCUAAUCCCCGGAGAAGGCAUGACGCACUCAUCCCUGUCCUUUCAAUAUGUGUUCCCAGCGCGGAGCGCGGAGUUCUACGGCGGCGGCCAUUUAACUGGAGACCAGCGUGCCUUGACAUUCAAUGAAGAGUCUUCAACAAAAUGGCUGCCGGCGGCGGAGACACGGAGCGGCCGCUGCGCUGUGGUUGUUGUUUAGCACUCUGUAUGCACAGCCCGUCCCAUGAAUUUGACGUCACUUCCCGCAGGUUUCUGUAACGUGUCCUUACCGGCUGAGCAGUGAGCGCAGGAACCCCCUGAGACACCGGACAUGGCGGAGCUGGAACCCGCCGCUCUGCUCAAUGACACCGAGGCGGCCGUGAACGGCACCGGCAAGCUGGGGAGCUCCCCCGAGGGGGCCGCGCUGGCCUAUGGCAGCCUCCUCACCAUGGCCCUCCUGCCCAUCUUCUUCGGGGCCAUGAGGAGUGUGAGCUGUGCCCGGGGCAAGGUGAGCAGCCUGUGGGAGCCUGGCUGGGAGUAAUAAGGGGCCCCUGGCUGGGAGUAACAAGGGGCCCCUGGGUGGGACUGUAGGAGGGCCCCAGGUAGUGGCCCCUGGGUGGGAGUAAUAAGGGGCCCCUCGGGGGGACUGUGGGAGGGCCCCAGGUAGUGGCCCCUGGCUGGGAGUAAUAAGGGGCCCCUCGGGGGGACUGUGGGAGGGCCCCAGGUAGUGGCCCCUGGCUGGGAGUAAUAAGGGGCCCCUCGGGGGGACUGUGGGAGGGCCCCAGGUAGUGGCCCCUGGCUGGGAGUAAUAAGGGGCCCCUCGGGGGGACUGUGGGAGGGCCACAGGUAGUGGCCACAGGUAGUGGCCCCUGGCUGGGACCGUAGGAGGGCCACAGGUAGUGGCCCCUGGCUUGAAGUAAUAAGGGGCCCCUGGCUGGCACCUUAGGAGGGCCCCAGGUAGUGGCCCCUGCUGGGAGUAAUAAGGGGCCCCUGGCUGUGAGAGCUGGAACUGUGGGAGGGCCCUAGGUAGUGGCCCUUGGCUGGGAGUAAUAAGGGGACCCUGGCUGGGACUGUGGGAGGGCCCCAGGUAGUGGCCCCUUGCUGGGAGUAAUAAGGAGCCCUUGGCUGGUAGUAAUAAGGGGCCCCCUGGCUGGGAGUAAGCAGGGUAUCAAGCAGUGAUCCCUGGCUGAGAAUAUGGAUCCCUUAUUACUGUAACAGAUGGUGGCUUUAGAUUGGGAGUAAUAAGGGGCCCCCGGCUGGGAGUAAGCUGUGACUUUGGUGGGCCUGAAGCAGUGACCACUGGCUGGGAAUAUGGAGUCCUUAUUAUUCAACUGAUGGCAGGACCUGACAGGAUCCCAUGGCAGUGGCCCCUGGCUGGGAGUUAUAAGGGGACCCUGGCUGGUAGAGCUGUAGCUAAUCACAUAACUGCUGGGAAAUCCCAAGCUGUCAAACUGUGGCCCUUGACUGGAAAAAUGAGGGGCCUUCAUAAGAGCUCUGGAUCCAUACUGGUAAACCCAAAUUGUCUAUUGACUCGGAGAACUGGCAUCAGUGACAUUAAAUGUCAGCAUAUGCCACUCAGGAGCCGUCAUUAGAAUGCCUGGUGGUUCUUGGAGAAAGCUGCGGCCAGGAAUAAAACCCCAGAUAUGGGAAUAGAGGGUCUAUAGCUGGCUGAAUAGGGACUGGUGGCAUCUUAUCUAAUAUUCCUGAAAGUAGGAGCAGUUAAAGGUCAAACAGCGGGUCCUGGCAGAUAAAUUAGUCAGAAGUUUAAAUUAAAACGAUGGAGAGCCUUGCAGUCAGGUCUUUCGUAUUUUAGCAGAUUUUGUUUGUUUGAUAAGUAGUAAGUUCCUUCCUCUCAAGUACCAGAUCAGUCAUGUACUUAUUAACAUUUGUUUUACCUGAAAGUGAUGUGGCGAGGGUGGCAUGGACACAACUCUGGUUAUAAUUCUUUAGAGAAGCAUUUCAUUUUGUAAUUUCAUGUUUCACAGUCUAACUCUGUCCUAAAUAAAACAUUGUAAUCUAGAUUUGUCAGUAAUGCAAUAUAUGUUUUAUCUAUGUAAUGAAGGCAAGCACUGUAGUGUACAUGUAAUAGCAGCAGCUGCCACCAGUUAUGUCAUACCAUUUUUUUUUUAACUGUUACCUGCAGCUUCCUAACGUAUAAACCUUUUCUCAUCACCUCUGCAGAAUUCCAGUGACAUGCCAGAAACAAUUACAAGCAGAGAUGCUGCUCGGUUUCCGAUCAUUGCCAGUUGUACUCUCUUCGGACUCUAUAUAUUCUUUAAAGUAAGUGCUGAAUAUUGUGUGUAUUUUAACUGUAUUGUGUUCGAUUAAUCUGUUUAAUUUUUUUUUUUUUAUUAUUAUUUUUUUACCUGGCUAAUAUUUUGGUUUUAGGCAGAAGCAAUUUUAUAAAACAGUUUCUCUAAAUUUCUGGAAAAGAUUCAUACUCUGUUCAUACUCUUUAAAAGUAGCCACUGAUAUUGGUUCAGCUAUACUGUAUCACCUAUUUUAAAAGCAACUUUAUUUGUUUGAUAUUAGAGAUUUUGCAAUAACAAUGCCACAAUAAGAUUCAAGUUCACCCUUUGCUGAGCAGGUUAUAAACCUUUUAGUUAAUAUAAAGUGGCUCUAUCAGCUUCUUAGGGUCUCUGGAUGUUUUUCGAUGGUGACAUUGCUUGGUGUGUGGUGGCCCAGGGGCGCAGUAAAGGUGAGUUAUUCUUACCUGAUGCUGUCCCUUGCAAGUGCUGCAAUUUUCAGAUCCUGGUGCUUCAUCUACCAGGAGUUCACACCAGUGCUGUGCUCUUGCACAUGUAUGAGAGUACAGCACUAAUAUCUAUGGUAGAUCCAGUGAGACCGCAGGAGCCUCCAUAGAUAUUAUCCCACAUUGAGCAAGAUAAUGACUUAUUCCCAUAGCCAUUGCCAGCAAUGGCUGCGGGAAGUGUCAAAACCUGACUGCAAUAAUUUGUCAUGUUUUGUCAACUUAAGGAUUUACCAUAAGACGAAGUAGUCCUACAACGUGUCACUAUUUGACUUUCUUCCAUCUCUGAUUGGAUGUCCUCCCGCUUUCUGAAACUCAAUCUCUCUAAAACAGAGUUUCUUAUUUUUCCUCCUGAUAAUACUGAUACUCCUCUUUCGCUCUCCCUGCAAGUUGAUGGUACCCGGCCUGUCCAUGCAAGCUCUCGCUGUCUUGGUGUUCUCUGAUCGUGGACUUACAUUGCACCUCACAUCCAGUCUAUUGCUAAAUCCUGCCAAUUCCAUCUUAAAAACAUUGCCCAUAUCCAUCCCUUCUUCCCCCUUCUUUUUUGUUUUAUUAAAAAUGAGUUGCUGCUAAGGAGCUUGUAUAUAGUCUAGUAAUUUCUCACAUUGAUUACUUUAAUUCUCUCCUAAUUAGUCUCCCCAGAAGCCGUACUGCCUCGCUACAGUUUGUAAGGAAUGCUGAUGCAAGGCUGAUUUUUUUUUUUUUUUGAUUUUUUUUUUUUUUUCCUCUUGUCGCUCCUCUCACAUUUUGCCCUCUGUCUAUCCUUACACUGGCUUCCUGAACAGUAUAGGGGUCAAUUCAAAAUAUCAACCCUUACCUAUAAAGUAUUUCACAAAUCUAGCCCGUGCUACAUCUUUUAACGAAUUCAUAGAUACUUCCCUUCUUGGUCUCUCCUUUCCACUGCUUGCACCCUUAGUCCUAACUCGCACUUGCAGGACUUUUCGUGGGUGUCUCUUUUCCUUUGGACUCUCCCCUAGUAGUCUUCAAUCAUCCAAGAAGUCCCUCAAAACUCAUCCCUUUUAGAAAUUCUUUUGGCCACCCAGAGUAACUUCUAUUCCACAAACCCAUCUCUUGCUCUCUCCGAAAGGGUCACACUUCACUCUCACCUCCAGUUCUGAUAUUUUUCCACCUUGUUGAUUGGCUGCUGUCCCCCCACUCUGCCCUUCCUACUGUGUUUGUUAUUAUCCACCUCCUCUAGACUGUAAGCUUGCGUUAGUAGGGUUUUCAUCAACCUAUUGUUCAGGUAACAUUUUGUAAUUGUCUUAUUUAUUCUUACAUUUCCUACUUUAUAAAAUCGUAAUGUGCUGCAGAAUAGGUUGGCGCUAUGUAAUGCCAAUAAGAAUAUGUAGUUCAUCUGUAGGUUGAUUUCUGCAACUUUUUUGGGGGGCGGGGUCAAUCUGUUUUUUUAUUGAGGUAAUGUUGCAAAGAAACAAAUUCUGUAAUUAUAUACAAUAAAGAAUAAUCUACGGCAUAUAACUAAACAGUUGUCAGUCAUCAGAUAUUCUUCAUACCUCAUUUAUUUGAAUUUUUGUUAGAAGUGUGAUAAGAUCAUCCAAGGCAAUGCUGGAUGCACCAAAUACCACACAGUGUGUAACCCGUAAAUUACCUAAUAUCAAAAAAGUAGCAUCAACAUUAUCUGAUAAGCGACCCUCUCCUCAGCGAUUUAACUAUGUUGAGGAAUUACUUAUAAAACACUUGUUGGGCUGGCAGGCAUUCCAGACUAAUAAAAUAAAUGAAAUAGAGGAACAAAAACCCCCCAAACUUUAGGUUACAUUAUUCUGAUAAUGAAAUGCAUGAACCGAACCAUGAACAUAUACCAUGAGCCUGCAGAUGCUGCGUUUAAGUAGAUAUACGCCACCUUAACCUACGGAGACGCUGGGUGAGGGGAAAUUAGUCACAAAUGAGAGCCUGAAGCUCCUUCACAGUUGAUACAGCACCCACUAUAGUGAGGUAACCUACAAAAAACUUUCAGGGUCCCAAGCAUGCGAGGUAGAAGGGGCAGCUGGAGUCAUGGACUGCAGUGGUAUCUCCAGUGUGUGAUAGAAUGAAGCAGACUCAUACAGUGAGGUAUGUCUCUGUGUGGUACUGCCUUGGACAACUUUAGUGGAUCGUAGUGACAGUCGGGACUCCACACCAGCAUUCUGUAAUUGGCUUGUUACAGCACUAAGGGACCUGUGAAACUGCAAGGUGUUUCGGGUUAAGUCCUGAAAGAACAUGAGCUGAGAGGUCUCGAAAUCAAACAGGGUCUUGCCCCUCAUUGCUGCCAGGAUGUAGUUUUUGUCUGUUAAAGAGUAACUGAUAAUUACACCCCAGGAGGCCAAAGAUGGGGCUUGUCUAGGUUUGUUGAAUCAAAAAAGCCAUCCAGUACAGUCUUUUUGGCUUGAGUGUGUGGUAGGCUUGAAGAUAAUGUGGCCGAGGCAAUUAAUCUGAGAUGACUCUGAUUUUAAUAUUGGCGCUAAUAUUCGUUAGGAUUGCACAUUGAGUGAACUGUACUUGUUGCAGGGACUUUCACAAACCCAUCACCUCCUGCUGUAUGUGUAUGAUAUGAUAUGCUCUUCAGAGGCCUCUGUUUGUGUGGUCACUGCUUGUUCUUCUGUACAAAUUACACUGAGGUCUGCGGCAGGGCUCAAUUCUUGCAAUUAGCUUCAAAUGUCCUGCCUGGUAGCCGGUAUGAGUGCAUCCUGCUCUGCUUCCAAUGCGAUGGUUGACACUUGAGCAGGGGACUUCAGUGGUUCGUCCUGUUUCACAUCUGAGCCGUUGGGGCCUGCGUCUUGGUCUGAUAGUACUGUCAUUGCCGCGUGUCCUUACUCGCACCGGCUUGUGAAUUCAGAGUUCACUGUAUCUUAAUGUCGGUGGAGUGCGCUGAAUUCUCUUGUGCUGUUGGGUAAAUGCGCGGGUUCUUAGGAUUCCGUGCUGAAACCAGUGUGGCUGCCUCAAAGGUUCCAAAAUUGAGGUAGGCCCUAGAUCCUCAACUAGCUUUCUUGCUCAUCUGUGUAAACUAAAACGGCAUCAGCUGGUGGCUUACUUUUUAGAAGGGUGAUGAGAAGUGGCCACUCUUUCAUAACACCAUGGGUCCACCGAGUAAGAGAGAUUAGCCGCCAAGUCACGGGAGCUCUAAAGGAUGGCAUCCAUUCAGUUCAGAGGUUCAGAUUUCUACAACUGUUUAAUGUAUCUUUUGUGUGUUUUUAUAAAUUCUGAAUUUGCUCAGUAAAAGCAAAUAUUGCAUAGAUAUCGACACAUGUACCAAUAGUUGUUUUAUAACUUUGACUCUCGUAAGCCUUUGGCAACCGUAACAAUAACAGGUGCAUUGUAGAUGUUUAGAGGAGUUGUAUCUGCUAAAAGCUGCCUGUCUUUUAUUUUACUUUUCCAGGUGUUCACAUGGCCAUUUCCUCUAGUCUGCACACUUUAAGCAUUUUAUUUAACUUUAUUCCAGAUUUUCUCCCAGGAAUACAUCAACCUGCUUCUAUCCAUGUAUUUCUUCGUUUUGGGAGUUCUGGCAUUGGCUCACACCAUUAGGUAACCCUACAGAUUGAUUUCCUCUCCCAUCCCACCCUGUAUUUUCUGUCUACCAUCACCCUUCCUUUGCAUUUUUCACCCAUAAAAUUGUCUCCAAUUCGUCUGCCCAAUUUUUUUAUUCAUCCUUUUAGAAUGCACCAUUUCUCUAUUCCACAAUUACUUAAAGUCGCUCUCUUCCAAAAUCUCACCAUGUUUAUCUCUAUUUAUAUGUUUCUCAGUCCAGCCAUGAACAGAAUAUUACCAGCAACUAUACCUAACAAACAGUACCAGCUUCUCUUCACCCAGGGCUCAGGGGAGAGCAAGGAAGGUGAGAAGCCACAUUUUGUGUAAUUGGACCACACUGCCUUCGGACUGUUAGACAGGGCAGUCUUACCUGUGCUCCCUGUAGAUCAAACUGGUUCUGUAGCCGUUACUGACCUGUCCUGUUUUUCUGUUGUACAGCACCGCAGAAUAUGUUUGUGUUAGCCAUCUAUUAAAGUAAAUUCCACCUAACUUGUGUCUUGGCGAGGCAAAAAAAGCGUAGGCAUCAUUCUGGCUUUAAAAGCUGUUUGUAAUAAUACAGGACGUAUUGUUUGAUAUAUUGAGAUGAGUGCAAUAAAUUAUGAUUUGUAAAGACGUCAAUGCACCCAUAUUAGAAACUGCCAUAUUUGUUGUACAUACAUGCUUUGAGAGUGAGGAAAGGCUAAAUGUUCAUUAUAAAUAUUUCUUAUAAUAUAGUAGUACAGAUCUCUAAGUUGUACAUUAGGGGUGAUAAAUGUGUACUUAAUUUGUAUGGUGAGGUGUGAGAACACACCUGUGCAGGUAAGUAACUGAAUAUUAAAUACAUAUUCUUAUUUAAAAAUUAAAGGUAAUAUAAGGAUAGUGCACCGACUGAAGUUAAAAAUUAACUCGUGUUCAUAAGCAGGUACACAACAACUAUCUGUUAAUCUCAGGGAGCACUUUAUUCUAGCCGAAUGCAUUAUGUCAAGGUUAGCGAAUACACACUAGCUGAAUACUUGCAGUGUAUUUGGUCAGUAAGCUUAUAAAAUAUGCAAAUGUGAUUUGCCAAUGUAGUGGAAACGCUAUAAAAUAAAUUGUUCUGAAAAUAAAAACUGUCUGCUUUGUGAGCGGUUUAUGUAUGUCUGUAAUUUUAAACCAUAAGAGGAGGAAUAGAAUGAUUGCCUGUUAGAGUGCGCACAUUGUUUCUUUCUCCAGUAAAAGUAUUUGUUAUAAUGCGUUUUUUAAACUUCUCCAUGUUUGAUCAAUGUGUUGUGUAAUUUUAUUUUUCUAAUGUGGCCAAUUUGCACGUUAUAGUUGUAUAGUGAAUAUUUUGCCUUAUGAUUGGUGUCCCACACCACCACCACCACCACCACCACCACCAAAUGCCUAUUAAUAUGGUACAGCUCCACAAUACAAAUUGGUCCAUGGUUAGUGGCACCCUUCUACUGGAGGGGGUAGUAUGUACAUUUACUUACCUUUGCUACACAUCUCACUGCAAUAAAUGUAUCACCAGCAUUUACUUGGGUAAGUAAAAAUUGAACGGUCACUUAAUAUGAAGGUUACAGUUCCUGUCUAAGCCAUCUUCCCCAUUCUAAUCAAUAUCUGUAACUUGGCUGUUGAUCCUAGACUAACCUCAAGUUAAAGUACAGGGACAGCCAUUUUACUGACUGAUUGUGAUGCACAGAAAGGAGUUGGUGAAUUUAAACAUGGCGAUCUGAUCAACCCCUCUGAUUUCUGAUGGCUGGAGGCGAUUUGAGUUAAAGACUCAGAAAAUGGAUUUGUUGAAUCAGGCUAGCUAGAGCAGCCAAUAUAUUUAGAAACUACAUUACCCAUACUGCUCUGCAAACUUAAAGUUUAAGUGUUUAAACCUUUUUGGGGAUUUAUCUAUACAAGUCACAAUUAAAGAAAUACAUUUGCAAAAGGUUUAUCUACGAAACCAUUCCAAACCACAUUGAAUCAUUUGGAAAGCUUAUCAAAUCAAGACCUUAGUCCUUACUACAUAAAUGUUUUCAGUACAUACUCCAUGACACUUGAAUUCAGGCUGGCAAGGCAUCAUGGGAGAUGUAGUAAUAGCUGGUGCUGCGAAUAUAGCGACUGAUAGAAAGGUUGUCAGAUCCCAUUGUACAGCGCUUCAGAAUUUGCUGGCACUAUAUAAAUCAUAAAAUAAUUACUGCAUUUUCCUGGAGUGUGUGCCCUGUCUUACUGGUUUGUCUCUCGGUUUGUAGACAUUUUGAAUUACGAGUUCGAUACUCGGGAUCUUGUCUGCCUGGUGUUGAGUUCAGUCGUUGGAGUCUGGUACAUCCUGAAGAAGGUGAGGCCUGGAUUAUAUAUUAAAAGGAUUUAUUGCCUUGCAGAAUCACAUGAAUACAGCCAGGUUUAGCUCUGAAUAAGGUAGUCUGGACCGGAAUGUGGUUGAAGAAAGUGAAGUUGUCCCUGCCUUUACAUUCCUUACAAUUUGUUGAUUUUCUAAUGCAACUUAUCUUGCCCAGUCUCGACCCUUUUACCCACUGACAUCACUUGCAUCUCCUCCACAUUCAGCACACAUUGUACUGCGCUCUGAGUAGGACAGCGACUUGCACUGCAUACACUGCUUCUUCAUAUGACAUGCUAUGUAUACAGCUGUUUAAAUCCCCAUAGAAAUCAAUGCAGUGUGAGCUGCAUACAGCCCUGUAAAUGCAUUUUAAUCACUGCAGCUGAGCGAUUGCGCUCAGCCGUGGUGAUUCUAGGGCUAAAGAGAGUACAUCUGGGUCUGAACAAGCCCUGGCAGUCUCUCUGCAUGUCCUGAAGCUGUUUGUGAUCGGUGCUUGGCUUUGUCAGCUGUCCAGCGCUGAUCAAUGUGUAAUUGGCUGGCAAGGAUUGCUUGAUUUUAAUAUUACAGGGAAAUCUUCCUGUAAUACUGAAAACGGCCAGUAGAUAGCGGCAACGUACCGUUCUUGAAUGUUUUUACCAGGAAACCAAUUGCUGAUAUCAGUACUGAUAUUAGCAGAGGGUUUCCUUAGUGUUAGGGUAAGGUAAGUGUUAAUUCUGGAUUUUGGUUUAUCCUGGGUUAGGGAUAGUGUAGGGUAAGUUUAGUAUAGGUGCAUAGUAAGUGUAAGUCUAGGAAAGGGCUGGUAUGAACUACCAAAAAUGGAAUCACGAAAGUGGUCAUGGUGGUGUGAGUAACCCUUCAAUUCUUUAUUUUUUUGUGUUAUUUACCUACUCUUGAAGGACACUUAAAGGGACACUCCACCGCCCAAAUACAAAAUAAAAAUCACUGUUUAGUAGAUAUACCCCAAAUGAAACCCUACAUGCAUUUAAUUGUAUUUUUUUCAUCGAGGUUAUAUCUAAAAACAGCUUGCAAACACUGCAGAUCUCUUGGAUGCUGCCUUUGCAAGCCCUCCCCUUCUAACCCCGCCCAGACUUUCUGUGGCUGUCCAAUCACAAACUUCCCGGUGCAGUUCAAUGAGAAGUCUUUGCAAGGCAGUUGCUCUGGGCAAUUGCUGCCUCUUGAUUUGCAUGUAAAUAAGCAAAGGUCUGGAAUGUCCCUUUAAGGUAUGUUUACUUAAAUUAUUUAUUAGUUAUUUUAUAUAAUAGCAGUUACUUUAGAUAUUUGGAAUCGUGCCAGUUGUUGAUUAAAGUGACAGAAACAGCUAAAUAAAUUAAUGGAUUUAAUGAGAUUGAUAUUUGCUAAUUUAACUCAACACUGCCAUCAUGUGUUGGAAAAGUAGUUUGUGGUUUGUUACAGUCUAAGAAACUUGUUUUCAUUUUUAUAAUUCCUGAAGACAGACAGCAUCACACACACCAUGUGAGCUACCUGUGGGAUUUCAUUAAGUUAAUGCAAGAAUGCGACUACAGCUCUGUUUAAUUUGCAGAAGUAGGAUUUCCUUUUUAACUGGAGCUUUAACUGUGAAACAAAAUCAGAUGUGGGGAUUAGAGGCACUUGCAGUGCAGUUAAACAUGUGUAUCCCCCAAAAUGCAGACUAAACUUUUGGUAAUAAUUUCUAACUAUAUAUUUGAUACAAAUAUAGCAAGAAUAAUGCAUAGAAUUAGUGAAUGUCUUUACAUGAAGCAGACUUUAUCCACCUUAAUAUGAAACGUGGUGACAAGUGACUAUUAUUUUUAUGUCUCCUGACUUUGUGUGAUAUCAUGCCCAGUUUAUUACCUUCUGCCUCUACCGCACAACCUGUUCUUCACUGCUAGUAUGUUCUUGUUUAGUUUCACUUUGUCUCCCCAGCAUUGGAUUGCCAAUAACUUAUUUGGUUUGGCUUUUGCGCUUAACGGCGUGGAACUUCUGCAUCUGAACAACGUCAGUACCGGCUGCAUCCUGUUGGGGGGGCUGUUCAUCUACGACAUCUUUUGGGUAAGUAAAGUAGUUAUUACAGAAUGCUGUGACAUGUUUUGGUGUCGAUGGACAGAUGGGCGAUAGGUGAAAGAAAUUAAUCCGUCGUCGUCCCCCGCCCUCUCUAUCUUUUGAUGUAGGUUUUUGGGACCAAUGUCAUGGUUACUGUGGCUAAAUCUUUCGAGGCACCAAUAAAAUGUAAGUUUCUGCUUAGAAAUCUUUAAAUUAUCCCAAUUUCCUUCUCACUCUUCCCAUGUCAUAAUCGUCUGCUCAUGUCUCACACCCAUUCUUUUUCUUUUUUUUUUCUCUCGCUUAAUUUCCAAAUUUCUCCCUACAGUUUUCCUAUAUGCCCUUCCUCCUAUGAUCAAUUCUGCCUUGUGCUUCUUCUGGGUCAGUGGUAACAACCUGGUGCCUCUCCACCUGUUGUAAAGAUACUACUCCCACAAUGCUUUGCUUAGUCGUUAUGCUCUGCAAUAGCUGAAAAAGUCCCAUUUAGACGCCCAUUCCCAUGUUCUAUUUCAUUAACCAGUGUUUUUCAUUAUUUCCCUUUCUGACAGUGGUGUUCCCCCAAGACCUCCUUGAGAGGGGCCUGCAAGCAAAUAACUUCGCCAUGCUGGGACUUGGCGACAUCGUCAUUCCAGGUCAGUCUUAUGUCAAACUAUGAAACCAUCUAUUAUCGCUUCUUCACGCGUCUCCUGGCCUCAUGCAUCUGGGGAUUUACUUAUAAAAUCAAAGGCAUGUAAAGAUUAUAAAUUGGGACAUUUUCUCAGAAGCCAAUUUUGUGGCUAAUGUGCAAAAUGCCAAGCUAUAAAGAGGGGAGCUGGAAUUAUUUUUAUAAAUCAUUGAUAUACACGCGUUUAGCCACAGCCAGGCUUGGCAGGUCUCUUCCCUAGUUACAAACAUCUUGUUUAUCUCCUGCUUGGGGCAAUGAUCUAUCCCAAGUUGUCUUGAAAACACUCCCCUCUAUGGGCUCAACCAUCACUGCUGGGAGGCUGUUGGUAAUACAGGUUUGUAUUCCUAAUGUUAUAGUGUUCCUUUAAUAAAUAGCAAUUAAUUACAUAACAUGCUGCAGGGCUAACGAGUGCCUCUUGCAUCAUAUAGGAAUAUUACAUGACCUGCAUUCUAUAUAAUAUUAUUACAGCGGCACUUCCUCCCCUCCUUUGUUCUGCAGAGAAACCAGUAUCCCAACUUCUCCUAUUUGCUCUCUUCCUCUCCAGGUAUUUUCAUUGCCCUGCUGCUUCGUUUUGACAUCAGGUGAGUGUGGUGGCGUGAGGGAUUUUGGGUAUAAAAUGUACCAGGCAAUGUCUUUACUCAACAGGGAAGAAUUGAUAAGAGAUUAGAAAUAGCCUUAUUAGACAAACUUAAAAUGGACGGAUUCAUAUUCCCAGCUCGGUUAUUUCUGGUAGCAGUUUGGCUGUAUUCUCCAUUUUAGUAAACUAGCUUGUGAGCUCUUCACUAAACUCCAAAUUGUAGCAAACUGAUAUCUGAAUUGCAAAAUUAAGGCUAAAAUCAGUGAUUCCAAGAAAUUCUCCAAGUAAUGGCGUGGAUGUCUUACCCCUAAUUUUGCAGUUCCGAUUUCUGUUCUCCACAAUUUAAAAUUUUAGAUGUUAUUGGAGAAUGGUCCCUUUAUCAUGCAUUCACCUGAUUGGGCUUCGUAUGGGACGACAGCCUCUGAAACCAACUGAAACGUGACAAAUGCGUCUAUAUAGAACCUCAAGCUAAACCUAAAGAACAUAAACUGGUGUUUGUGUGAGUUUUAAAGGGAACUGUCCCAUCCCAAAGUUUUUAAUAUACUGUUUACUUAUUCCUACCACAUAUAUUUUUUUUACGUGUUUAAUAACAUUUUGAAAGUAAAAAUUCACACCCUGUUAUCAUGCAGCUGGGCACCUCCAUCUUAGUUCCCUGUUUAAUCUUUCUCCUCCUCAUUUGCAAUGUUUGCCCUGGCUUUGCCUUGUCUAAUAUGGAUUAGUAUGUCCUUGCUAAAUGUGUAAUAUAAAAUAAACAAAUAAGAGGAUCACAUGACAAAAAGUUUAAUACAAGUUAUAGGUGAUUUUAUUCAAUGGCAUAUUUUCUAAUGGUCCAUUAGAGGCUUGCCAGGCAAGCAGGGAUGUAAGGAAGUGAGCCCCGUCAGGAAUGUGUCUUAAAGUGACAAAGUAGGCACCCAGUCCACUUCAGCUAAUUGAAGUGGUCCGGGUGCUGUGCUCCCUUUGCACUUAGUGCUGCAAUGUAAAACGUUCCAGAGAACUGUCUAACAGAUGGCCACUAGAGGGCUUCCAGAUUCUAAACUGACUUUUGGUCCGUUAUCUGACGCUGGACGUCACUGCCGCGCAUGUGCAAUAGGUCUCCCCCCGCCGGCAGGGUAGUAUCAUGGGCGGAGCCUGACCAGGUAAGUGGCUGUAGGGGUUUUAAUCCCUUCAGCCCUGCGGGAGGGGGUCUCCGAGCGAGAGGGGCACUCCAUGAGCCUAUAGUGCCAGGAAAACGGGCUUGUUUUCCUGGCACUAUAGGAUCCCUUUAACUGUUAGAUGGGAAGGGAAGUCAAUGACGGCCAUGUGAGUGGUGUGAUGGGUUUUGUUUUGCAUAUUAUGUUUUAAUAUGAAACAUAAGUGAGAAAGUUUUAUUUAUUGAGACCUGACAAGGAUUGAUUGCAGUGUAUUUAUAUUUUUCAGCUUGAAGAAGAAUUCACAUACUUAUUUCUACACCAGCUUUGUGGCGUAUGUGUUUGGUCUGGCGCUGACCAUUUUUGUCAUGCACACCUUCAAACACGCACAGGUGAGCAUUGCAUGGCAACUUUCCAACUAUUAGCACACAGUGUCUUCACAUUUUUUUUAUAUACGUCAGUGCCUGUGCUAGCCAGAGACUUGAUUCAUUUCUCUCCAUGUAACAUAGAAAAUUGCUGUUACCUAUUUAUGUGAUCUCUUUGCUUGAUCCCACAGCCGGCUCUCCUGUACUUGGUCCCCGCCUGUAUUGGAUUCCCCCUGAUCGUUGCCUUGCUGAAAGGAGAACUGACUGAGAUGUUUAGGUAAGCAGGUUACACGGGGUUUCAUUGGGAGGCUUGGAGUAGAAUAGAAGAGGUCAAUCACUGCAACUUGCUGUCUUCAAACUUUCCUGUCUCCCAUUUUUGCUGUUCUCUGUACUGAGCCUCUUUCACCCCCUGUGUUCUCUUAUCUCUUUUCCCCCCAUUGGUUUUGUCACCAUACCCCACUUGUCCCGUCUCUUCUUCUCUCAUUCUUCCUCUUCACUCCUGUUGUUCCCCCACCCACGUCUUUCACAGCUAUGAGUCCACUGCGGAGCUCCUACCUCAUACUCCUCGCCUCUCUCACUUUCCGGCGGUCUCUGGAUCUCCUGCUAGUCUGGCCGAAUCCAUGCAGCAGAAAACCUGCUCCCCCCGCCGCAGGCGGCAUCUGAACCCCAGCUCCAUGUGAAGGGCCUUUCUCCUAUCUGCCUUCAGACAGGUGCUUCGUAGCUAGAUGACACUGCUUUUAUCUCCAUGCCUACUGACUUAUUAGGACACAUAAAGAUAAUAGCCCAGGACACUCCUAAACCUCCCCAACUUUAACUGACCACAAACUAAUGUAAUAUCUGCAUUUACGUAAAGUAAUUGUCUCUCUUUCUUGGUAUUUUGCCAUAUUUCCCUCCCAAUUCCUUUCCUUCAUUUUUCUAUUUGCACCAUUUCCUUGUGAUUUCCAUAACGCUAACCCUCUCAUUCCGACUUACACUUCACAACCUGUGCCAUAGCACCUACAGAUAACUCAAGUACUGCUACUGGUUUUUGGUUUAGAUAUAAGAAAAAAGCGAAGACUAAGGUGGUGCGUAUAUGAACUAGGUAGAAAACUGCUGGUUAUGGUUAAUGAGGAUUAGAAAUGGCUGGAUUUUAACUAGGAUUGCCACAUGACCUGGGUUUGCAAGGUUUUUGUAUUCUGUUGCACAUGACCUAAUUACAGUAGACAGAUUACAGAAAUCACAAGUCUCUAGUGAUCUGGCAAAACUAGUCUUACUCGAAUAUCAGAUUAACCCCUUAAGGACACAUGACAUGAUUCCCUUUUAUUCCAGAAGUUUGGUCCUUAAGGGGUUAAAGCCACUGUAGUGGAAUUCCUCCUAUUUUAAAGGAAUAUAAUUCAAAAGAAGAAAUACUAGCACAGCGUCUACAUGAGCCAUUAGUCAUUAUAGAAGCACAGCGACCACAUGAGCCAUUAGUCAUUAUAGAAGCACAGCGACCACAUGAACCAUUAGUCAUUAUAGAAGCACAGCGACCACAUGAGCCAUUAGUCAUUAUAGAAGCACAGCGACCACAUGAGCCAUUAGUCAUUAUAGAAGCACAGCGUCCACAUGAGCCAUUAGUCAUUAUAGAAGCACAGCGACCACAUGAGCCAUUAGUCAUUAUAGAAGCACAGCGUCCACAUGAGCCAUUAGUCAUUAUAGAAGCACAGCGACCACAUGAGCCAUUAGUCAUUAUAGAAGCACAGCGACCACAUUAGUCAUUAUAGAAGCACAGCGUCCACAUGAGCCAUUAGUCAUUAUAGAAGCACAGCGACCACAUGAGCCAUUAGUCAUUAUAGAAGCACAGCGUCCACAUGAGCCAUUAGUCAUUAUAGAAGCACAGCGUCCACAUGAGCCAUUAGUCAUUAUAGAAGCACAGCGUCCACAUGAGCCAUUAGUCAUUAUAGAAGCACAGCGUCCACAUGAGCCAUUAGUCAUUAUAGAAGCACAGCGUCCACAUGAGCCAUUAGUCAUUAUAGAAGCACAGCGACCACAUGAGCCAUUAGUCAUUAUAGAAGCACAGCGUCCACAUGAGCCAUUAGUCAUUAUAGAAGCACAGCGUCCACAUGAGCCAUUAGUCAUUAUAGAAGCACAGCGACCACAUGAGCCAUUAGUCAUUAUAGAAGCACAGCGACCACAUGAGCCAUUAGUCAUUAUAGAAGCACAGCGUCCACAUGAGCCAUUAGUCAUUAUAGAAGCACAGCGACCACAUGAGCCAUUAGUCAUUAUAGAAGCACAGCGUCCACAUGAGCCAUUGGUCAUUAUAGAAGCACAGCGUCCACAUGAGCCAUUGGUCAUUAUAGAAGCACAGCGUCCACAUGAGCCAUUAGUCAUUAUAGAAGCACAGCGUCCACAUGAGCCAUUAGUCAUUAUAGAAGCACAGCGUCCACAUGAGCCAUUAGUCAUUAUAGAAGCACAGCGUCCACAUGAGCCAUUAGUCAUUAUAGAAGCACAGCGUCCACACAUGAGCCAUUAGUCAUUAUAGAAGCACAGCGUCCACAUGAGCCAUUAGUCAUUAUAGAAGCACAGCACCACAUGAGCCAUUAGUCAUUAUAGAAGCACAGCGACCACACAUGAGCCAUUAGUCAUUAUAGAAGCACAGCGUCCACAUGAGCCAUUUAGUCAUUAUAGAAGCACAGCGACCACGAGGCCAUUAGUCAUUAUAGAAGCACAGCGACCACAUGAGCCAUUAGUCAUUAUAGAAGCACAGUACAUGAGCCAUUGGUCAUUAUAGAAGCACAGCGACCACAUGAGCCAUUAGUCAUUAUAGAAGCACAGCGUCCACAUGAGCCAUUAGUCAUUAUAGAAGCACAGCGACCACAUGAGCCAUUAGUCAUUAUAGAAGCACAGCGUCCACAUGAGCCAUUGGUCAUUAUAGAAGCACAGCGUCCACAUGAGCCAUUGGUCAUUAUAGAAGCACAGCGUCCACAUGAGCCAUUAGUCAUUAUAGAAGCACAGCGUCCACAUGAGCCAUUAGUCAUUAUAGAAGCACAGCGACCACAUGAGCCAUUAGUCAUUAUAGAAGCACAGCGUCCACAUGAGCCAUUAGUCAUUAUAGAAGCACAGCGUCCACAUGAGCCAUUAGUCAUUAUAGAAGCACAGCGUCCACAUGAGCCAUUAGUCAUUAUAGAAGCACAGCGUCCACAUGAGCCAUUAGUCAUUAUAGAAGCACAGCGUCCACAUGAGCCAUUAGUCAUUAUAGAAGCACAGCGUCCACAUGAGCCAUUAGUCAUUAUAGAAGCACAGCGACCACAUGAGCCAUUAGUCAUUAUAGAAGCACAGCGUCCACAUGAGCCAUUAGUCAUUAUAGAAGCACAGCGUCCACAUGAGCCAUUAGUCAUUAUAGAAGCACAGCGACCACAUGAGCCAUUAGUCAUUAUAGAAGCACAGCGACCACAUGAGCCAUUAGUCAUUAUAGAAGCACACCGUGUUAAUUAUUCAGCCUGGGGCGUUGAUGGGAGGCGAGAUGGGUUUGAAGAAUAAGGAAGUUUGAGGUUUUAGUAUUGGAUGGACCCUUUGUCACUUGCCUCCUCCUUUCUUCCAGAUAUGAAGAGCAGCCAAAGGAAGUGCCCACAGACAACAAGGAUGAGACGGAUAAGAAAGAGGAUUGAGCCCCCAUGCUACCCUGUUGUGUCAUUAAGGGGGGAGGGCUGAAAUCUCUUAAGAGAGAAUGAGCCCCUUCCUCUUGCCAUCUCUGUGUGUAAAACAGCUUGCGCCCCCUUAAGUGUCCCCUCGCCUGUCUUGGGCCUCCCCGUGUACCCUAUGAGUGUCGCUGGGCCGGUAUUUUUAUAUUUUGUAUGGUGGAUUUGCUUUAUGGUAUUAAAUAGUCAGUGACUAUGUGUCCGUGCGCCACCCUCGCCAAAAGCGUUGAGGAGGUGCCGACAGAUAUCGCUGUAUAUAUGAAGAGAUGUCUUGUCCUCCUCUGUGCAAACCCUUCCCCCUCCCAGGUCAAAGAUGACAAGGGGAAGAUGCCUAAUGUCCAUCUGAUUGGGCUCUGGAUUCUGAAAGUAUACAUUUUAAGGUUCUCUCCAUACACCUUGUGGGACUUACAGGCUGACUUUUAAUAUGUAAAUAUUUUCAAAUGCAGGAUUUCUCUCUACCAGUGCUGAUAGAAUAAUGUACAUUAUGGGAUGUUUACAUUGUACUUUUCUUAUUGCCCAGAAACUGUCGGUCUUCAGUCUUAUCCACUUAAUAUAGAUUAGUUAUUGUUGCCCUGUAUCUCCCAAACCUCUUCCUCCGUUCUGCGCUGUGUGGCCCCUUUUCUAUUACUCCUGGCAUUGGGACAUCUGCAGCGCUAAGUGGCCCUCCAGUGCCGACCACACCUCCCAGGUUUUCCAGCUGUGUUCUCCUAUCUACGACAGUUCCAGAUGUUGCAUAUUUCAGUAGCGAGAAUGCCCUUAUUUUUUUUUUGACACUUCCUUGUUCUGUUGUGUUCAGCCAGAACUUUUUUGGAUGGUUUGUGCUGGUUCCUUGUUGAUGCACCUCCUACAUAUUUUCUGUUCCUUAUUUAAUGCGUAUGAGUGUGGUUUAGACUGAAUGCUCUGAUGGUUUUUAUCACUAGCUGAAACAAUUCAUACCCUGUAGUUAAGUUUGCCGAUACGUUCUACUUUUGUAUCUUAAUUAAUGUCUGCUAUGGUACUAGUUAUAUUCCCUUCGAAAAUACUACGAAACAGACUCUUUGCCCUCCUGGCUGUCUAUACCAGCUUUCAUAUCAAGGUUGACGUAUUUAUUUUCCUUGUUUCUAUGUUAUUUCCAGAUCAGAAUACUUUUCAGGAACUACAUAUAGUGCAACAACCUAUGUGUGCAUUCCGUCAGUAUAGAAACUUUCAUUUAUGUUUUUUCAAUUCUCAAAAAAAGUCUUAGCAUUUUUCUGCGUUUUCUUUUAACCCUUCAGGAGUGGACUGUGUUCCAUGCACCAUAAAAAAAUAAUACUAUAAAAAUAAACAAUGCCAAAAACUUAAAAAGCCAACCAUGGGAGCUUUAUCAUCAGCUAACAUUUUCGAGAUCUAAUAUGUAAAUAGUUUUUUAGGGAAACAAGUGGCUAGAGUGCACAAUAUAUAAAUAAUAAUAAAUGAAUUGCUUUUAACCUGGAAUUUAAUAAGAUGGUCUAUUGUUUUGUUAUUUUAAUUGGAAUACAGAAGAAAAGAAUGGAUCCUAGAUCGCCAAUACGUUCUUGCAGUCCGUUUUGCUAGCCAAUCAAGAGACUCCCUCUGUUUAAAACAUGACCAGAUGAAAAUGAACUUUCUUUUAGCCUGUUAAACAGCCGAUACUCACUUGAACUGUUGAAAUGUAAUUGAAGUGCUCCCAGUGAUACAACAC